AUGAGCGGUUUUGGAGUUGGCAUUGUGCUCGGGCUUAGCUCUCCUGCGACGUUCCAGCUACGCGCCCAGCAACAGGAAGCCCUCAACAAUUCAGCUCAGUUAAACAACAGCAUCGUGGCAUCCCAGGAUAUGAUCGUGAUGACUUCAGCAGAAAUUUCGCUGUUCAGUGCCGUGUAUUCCUGCGGUGCAUUAGCGGGAGGUCUCCUGAGCAGCGCUCUUAUGAACAGGCUGGGCAGACGCGCUACUUUAAUGGUCUCAGUCUUACCGUGCCUCCUGGGCUGCUGCCUCAUGGGACUAAGCAGCAACUAUGGAGUGCUCCUAACUGGCAGGAUACUGACGGGAGUGUUCAUAGGAGUGAGUGGAGCGUCGGGCAACGCCUUCCUGGGGGAAAUUGCGGCUAGUGACAUCCGUGGGAUGCUAGGUGCACUAUACGAGCUCAUGCUGGUGGCAGGCGUUCUGAUAGCGUUCGUGACAAGAGAGUACGUCUCCUGGCAGCAGCUCGCCCUCAUCACCAACGCCCCUGUCCUGCUCCUCGCAUUGCUCGUCUUCUUCACCAAAGAAUCGCCCGCUUUUUUGCUCAUCGCUGGAAAAGAGAAUGAAGCUCGCGCUGCUCUUCAAUAUUACAGAGGGCCCGACCGUGAUGUAGACAUGGAAAUGUGCGCCCUGAAAGAGUCACAGAUGGAGACUAGAGGGAAGCGCCUUGCUCUAUCUGACCUCAAGAAACGACACAUUUACUUGCCGCUCUUCAUCACAGUCGUGACGGCCUCCAUGUUCCAUCUCUGCGGCAUAGGAAUGAGCACCAAGACGAACAUGUCGGAGGCAACGGGCGUCAUCGCCUGUUGCGGAGUCGAGCUGAUCACGGCGGUGGCGGCGAUCUUCUUGAUCGAGAGAGCUGGACGCAAGACACUGCUGCUUGUCUCCGGCGCUGUCAUGAGUGCUAGUUUCGGAUGCCUGGGAUUAUAUUUUUAUUUCUUGAGCUGCAAUGAACUGUGGGCCAAACAACAUCUUUCCUGGCUGCCCCUGACCUCGCUAUUGGCGUACGUCGUGGCAUUCGGCAUCGGUUACGGGCCCAUACCGUGGAUACUUUUGGGUGAAAUGUUCCCACCGUUGAUACGAGAGACGGCGGCCGGUCUCACGGUGACAGUGGUUUGGACCCUGUCGUUCAUAACGAUCGUCACAUACGACGCGCUCAGCACGGCGCUAGGUAGCUACGGCUUCUACUGGCUCUACGCCAGCAUCUGCGCACUUGCCAGCAUAUUCACCGCCGCAGUCGUGAAGGAAACUAAAGGCAAACGCCUUGACGAAAUUACUAAGCUCUUCGAGAGUAAAAAAUCAUACGGAUGCAGCACCGCAGUGAAAAGAAUCAAACAGGGUACCACGACAAACCAAGGGUAGUGUUAAUUAAAAACUUAUAAUUUUACUAUUAAAAAUAAAAUUCCUUAUCUAUUCAUUAUUUGUUGAACAUUAGUUGUGCUU
Hyalella azteca is the source of this 1476-nucleotide messenger RNA. Its product is annotated as solute carrier family 2, facilitated glucose transporter member 8-like. Gene Ontology annotation, molecular function: transmembrane transporter activity. The record is from RefSeq and is a predicted model, not a curated record. The transcript has 8 exons. Gene Ontology annotation, biological process: transmembrane transport. Gene Ontology annotation, cellular component: membrane. Lineage: Eukaryota; Metazoa; Arthropoda; Malacostraca; Amphipoda; Hyalellidae. Bases 1 to 1395 code for a protein of 464 amino acids.